Molecule: messenger RNA, 4473 nt
Organism: Chlorocebus sabaeus (green monkey)
Lineage: Eukaryota; Metazoa; Chordata; Mammalia; Primates; Cercopithecidae
Source: RefSeq, a predicted model, not a curated record
UGGCAUUUUCUCCUCCCUGCGCUCAGUCGGAGAAAGGUGCGGUCCAAUCCGCGGAGGCUCGACCCGGAAGUCGCUGUGGCCGCCGCACAGGCUGCGCUCGCCUCUCGAGUGGGGAACUCUGUGUCGCACCGAGUCCUUGGGCCAGGCGUGUCCUCCUCGGUCGCCACUGGCCCAUGAGUCCCCAUGGCGACGGCAGGGGCCAGGCCCGGGGGCGGGCAGUCCGAGUGGGGACGCGGCGCUCCGGGGGCAUCCGCGGCGGCAUCGCGGUGUUCGCCGCCGUGGCCGCAGUGUUCACCCUCACGCUGCCCCCCUCGGUGCCUGGGGGAGACUCGGCCGAAUACUGUAAGUGAUAUACCACUUCUCCAUUUUAUUCCUGGAAGUUCAUCAGUAAACCCAACCCAUAUUCAAGGGGGAGAGGAUUACACAGGGGAACUGAUCACAGCCGCACAUGAGCUUGGAGUUGCCCAUCCUCCUGGCUAUCCUUUGUUCACGCUGGUGGCUAAACUGGCAAUUACACUGUUUCCUUUUGGUUCAAUUGCCUACCGCGUCAAUCUUCUCUGUGGCUUAUUUGGAGCAGUAGCUGCAUCGUUACUUUUUUUCACCGUUUUCAGGCUUUCUGGCUCAUCUGCUGGAGGAAUCCUUGCUGCGGGGGUGUUUUCAUUUUCUCGUCUAACAUGGCAGUGGUCCAUUGCAGCAGAGGUUUUUAGCUUAAACAAUCUGUUUGUGGGGCUGCUUAUGGCUCUUACUGUACAUUUUGAGGAAGCAGCAACUGCUAAGGAGAGAUCAAAGACAGCUAAAAUUGGUGCUUUCUGCUGUGGCCUUAGCUUAUGUAACCAGCACACAAUAAUACUCUAUGUUUUGUGCAUAGUACCUUGGAUUCUCUUUCAACUUUUAAAAAAGAAGGAACUCUCCCUGGGCUCUUUGUUGAAGUUGAGCCUGUACUUCUCUGCUGGUUUGCUGCCCUAUAUCCACCUUCCCAUCUCAUCUUACCUUAAUCACGCCCGGUGGACCUGGGGAGACCAGACAACGCUGCAAGGAUUUUUGACACAUUUUCUCAGGGAAGAAUAUGGAACCUUCAGCCUGGCCAAAUCUGAAAUAGGAUCCAGUAUGUCUGAAAUAUUGCUUUCUCAAGUAACAAAUAUGAGGACCGAACUCUCAUUCAACAUCCAAGCCCUUGCAGUUUGUGCAAAUAUAUGUUUAGUAAGAAAGGACCGACAGAAUCCAUCAUUAGUAUGGCUUUUUACUGGGAUGUUUUGCAUUUAUUCAUUGUUCUUUGCUUGGAGAGCAAAUUUAGAUAUUUCAAAACCACUUUUCAUGGGUGUGGUGGAACGAUUCUGGAUGCAGAGCAAUGCGGUAGUGGCCGUCCUCGCUGGCAUUGGUUUGGCUGCAGUUGUGUCUGAGACUAACAGAGUGCUGAAUAGCAAUGGGCUUCAGUGUCUGGCAUGGCUUUCUGCAACUCUUUUUGUAGUUUACCAAAUAUAUUCUAAUUACAGCAUUUGUGACCAAAGGACCAACUAUGUGAUUGAUAAAUUCGCAAAGAACCUUCUCACCUCUAUGCCUCAUGAUGCAAUUAUCUUACUGAGAGGAGAUUUGCCAGGAAAUUCUCUCCGUUACAUGCAUUACUGUGAGGGGUUGAGGCCUGACAUUUCAUUAGUGGAUCAGGAAAUGAUGACUUAUGAGUGGUAUUUACCCAAGAUGGCAAAGCACUUGCCAGGUGUCAACUUUCCUGGGAACCGGUGGAAUCCUGUGGAAGGAAUAUUACCUAGUGGAAUGGUCACAUUUAAUCUUUAUCAUUUUCUUGAAGUAAAUAAACAAAAAGAAACAUUUGUUUGCAUAGGAAUUCAUGAAGGCGACCCAACCUGGAAAAAGAACUACUCACUUUGGCCAUGGGGGUCUUGUGACAAAUUAGUUCCUUUGGAGAUUGUAUUCAACCCUGAGGAAUGGAUUAAACUUACAAAAAAUAUCUAUAACUGGACUGAAGAAUAUGGAAGGUUUGAUCCAUCUUCUUGGGAAUCUGUGGCCAAUGAAGAAAUGUGGCAAGCGAGGAUGAAAACACCAUUCUUCAUCUUUAACCUGGCAGAAACUGCUCACAUGCCUUCAAAAGUGAAAGCUCAACUCUACGCUCAUGCAUAUGAUAUGGAGGAAGGGGCCAGGAGUAAAAGAGUUCAGGCCACCUCUGGAGGAAGUAAGAAAGGCUUUAUAAGGAGAUUGUCUAUUUGCAAAAGGAGCACCCAGUGAAUUGGCACAAGAACUAUGCCAUUGCCUGUGAGCGGAUGCUGCGUCUUCAGGCAAGAGAUGCAGACCCUGAAGUGCUGUUAUCUGAAACCAUCAGACAUUUCCGUCUGUACUCUCAGAAAGCACGGAAUGAUCCACAGCAAGCUGAUAUUUUAGGUGCUCUAAAGCACCUGAGAAAAGAACUGCAAAGUCUGAGAAACAGGAAAAAUGUCUGACACAGCAAAAUAUGAAAAACCUGCUCAUCAUUCAGCUUCCAAAAUUCUGAAGUCCGGAAGUUUUUUCUUCAAGAAAAGAAGCUGCAUAAAAAAUUUAAAACUAAGUCAUCUCCCAGAUAUAAGUAACAUGGUCCAGCAGUACUGUUUAAUGGGGUGUUCAGUGACUAAGAUCUACUAUUUAUGCAAAAUUCUGUUUAUCCCAUGUUACCAAAUUACCAUUUCAGUGAGAAGCUUUAUGAAAAGUCUUCUGACUUCCAGUCUUUUACCAGAUGACUGCGCUGGAUUAGAUUCUAGAAGAGAAUGAACCAUUUUCAUAUAACUAAAUACUGACCAUGAACUGUUUAAGGGCCAUGCUUAUUGGAAUCAGUUUUAAAGUUAAAUUCUUUUGAUAUUAAUACCAGACCAAAGACAUUUUCUGUUUCCUGAACAAAAAGAAUGAAUCAUGUUAGGCUUUAGGUGAGAGUACAUUUUUUACAAAGUAGCUAUAGUUGUUACAUAGUCUUACACUUCAAGCUAAGCACCAAGUGGGUGAUAUUUUGAAAAAAGUUUGUGUUUUACUGUCUUAGAUCGUUCUCGGAAAUCACUGAAAAAAAAAAAAAGCUAAUUUGAUGUUUGCUUAUUUCAGUUGCAGAAACUGGUGAGUAAAAAGGAUUUUGCAUUUUCUUAAUUAAUUUUAUAUUUAUGUUUUAUUUCUAUCUGGACUCAGAGAUCUAGGCCCAAUAAUUAGUAGGCUCUUGCUGCCAAAAUGCAAAGGGGAAAAAAAUGGCAGGGAUUGGGGGGGAUGGGGGAAGUGGCUCAAUAAAUUCAUUUCUGUUACAAGCAUCUUUUAUACAUAUUACUAAAGAGAACAUAGUAAGAAAUGCAAAUAAUAGUUCUUUAUUUUAUUAUGACAGUUAAUUAAUAGCAACCUGUUUUAAUGAAUAAAGUCACUCAGAGUCCUUCAGCACUUCCUAAGUAGAGGCCAGAAUGUGUAGGGCUUCUUUUCCCCCCAAUUGUAUAGCUCCUAGACUCCAAGCACUAUAUAGGCCCCUGUAUAGAAAUGCUCACUAAUGAAGAGGGAGGGCUAGAAGCUUGUCUGCAUUCAAAGAUCACUGGUGAGUCAUUCAGCAAGAAAAGGCCCCUUACCAGGAAUAGUCACAGUUCCGUGGCAUUGUACUAGCAAAAGGGUCUGAUCAAAGGUCUCCUGUGGAGCUUGCAUGGUUCCCUUUCAUACUACGACCAUAAUUAAAACCACUAAUUCUCUUUUAAAAUGCUGCAGGAUGCCAUGUAGGCAUCUGUCUGGAGUGUCCUUUGUGAUGUCAUAAGCUGUUAAGGACCAGUGCCGAGGGCUUUUGAGUGAAAUGCCAGUCAUGAAGGUGCUUCAAGACAAGGGUGCCUCUAAAAGCUUGACAGGGCCUUGACUGCACAAUUCGAGCUGAAUUUGCCCCUUGUCAGCUGCCAGUAAAUAAAUCUCAAAGGGGGAAAAGCUGAAGUUUCAUUACCUGAUCCAUGGGGCUUUGUUGGUUUUGGCAUCACACAGGGGAAGCUCUUGCCCCUCCAUUCUCUGGAUUUGAAGAUGUCCAUUGGAGCCUGCAGUGCCUGGACAGGGUUCAGAGCGGAACCUUUUGAAGAGUGUCAAUAGUUGUAACAGUUCAGCUGUUAGGAAGACAAAUAAAUGGAGGAGCUCAUUAAUCCGCUUUUGGCUCUCAGUGCCUUUUGCCCUUUUAUCACAGCCUUAUUAGGCUCCUACUCAUCUUGAACCAGAAAAAAAUGAAUUGAAGUUGUUGAGUACUAAUUGGCAAAGACUUUUAAUCAUGGGCCAAGAACUUUCACUGACUUGAAAGUAACUUCUCCACAGGGAAGGACCAAAAACCUGGUUUACCUUAAAACAAAAACCUGUUGGAGUUCAGUGUGGUGUAAAAAUGUAAGGAAGCGUUGAUAAAUUGUCUAAGUUUAUCCAUUCGAAAGAAAUUGUGUAAGAUUAUGAUAUUCUCUUUUCUUUUAAAAAAGAAAGUACAAUAAAAUUCAAACAUUUCUUAGGAAA